Molecule: messenger RNA, 3677 nt
Organism: Acipenser ruthenus (sterlet)
Lineage: Eukaryota; Metazoa; Chordata; Actinopteri; Acipenseriformes; Acipenseridae
Exons: 16
Coding region: 202-2850 (882 amino acids)
Source: RefSeq, a predicted model, not a curated record
GGCCGGAACCAUGCAGUAGCAGCACAACAGCAGUACAUCGGACCGGAUCUGACCGGACCGCCCCGCCUUGCCCAGACCGGAAGUGACAGAAGUCUUCGUUCCAAUUUGGAAAGCAAGCGAGUGAGUUGCAGCGCGCUGAAUGAGUAAUUUGAUUGUGCUGCAGAUACACGUAAAGAAUUAAGAUUUCUUUUCAGAUUCAGAAUGAACAAUCUAAAAGCACCCAGUGACAGAAUUUAUGAACUUAUUGACUGCAAGGUUUGUAACAUAAAGCUUCAAAAUGAGACCACUUACAAAAUACACUUGACAACACCUCAACACUUGAAGAAAGAGGAUUCUCUUGUUGCAUGUGGUAAGAUCCCAAAGCUACCCAGAGUAACAAAAUGGGAGAACCUGAAUGAGUACCUUGAUUAUCUCCGACUUGAUGAGCCUUUCAUUGGUUUGCAGCAUGUAAUUGAGGUUGACCCUCUGAAGUAUCUGUGCAGACUGUGUUUCUAUGAGGCCGAUAUGCCCAGCAUUGCGUUGCACCUUGUUGGACGGAAACACAGACAAAAAUACUUGGAAACCAGUCGCCCUGAUUUGGUAGUCUGGGACGUAAACACUCCUUCACAACUUGGGAAAACCAUCAAAGCACAAGCAGAAGUUGUUGAACGUCAGGAAGGAAGGGGGGUAAUUGAGUGUCAUGCUGAAGAGGCCUGUUUAAAAAGGACCCGUUUUGCAUUGGUACUUCCCCUUGCAACACUAACAAAGAAGAAGAAUAUUGCUCCAGUGGACCAGAAAGGAAAGGGCUUCCUUAAAGCUUGGCAGGGGAAAAUAAGAAAAUCGCGAUGGGAUACACCAGAAGACCACUUGUCUGAACCAGUUGGGAAUUUCCUUGAUCAGCUGAAAGCCCUCACAGGAAAUGUAUCAAGUUCUAAUCCAGCUUCCAGAACUGAAUUUUCAAGAGAUGGAGGGUACCCAGAAGAUGACUUGCGUGGAAGGUACCCAGACAAUAACUUGCGUGGAAGGUACCCAGAAGAUGACUUGCGUGGAAGGUACCCAGAAGAUGACUUGCGUGGGAGGUACCCAGAAGAUGACUUGCGUGGGAGGUACCCAGAAGAUGACUUGCGUGGGAGGUACCCGAAAGAUGACUUGCGUGGGAGGUACCCGGACGAUAACUUGCGUGGGAGGUACCCGGACGAUAACUUGCGUGGGAGGUACCCGGACGAUAACUUGCGUGGGAGGUACCCGGAAGAUGACUUGCGUGGAAGGUUCCCAGACGAUGACUUGCGUGGAAGGUACCCAGACGAUGACUUGCGUGGAAGGUACCCAGACGAUGACUUGCGUGGAAGUUACGCGAAAGAGGACUUGCGUGGAAGUUACGGGAAAGAGGACUUGCGUGGAAGUUACGGGAAAGAGGACUUGCGUGGAAGUUACGCGAAAGAGGAUUUGCGUGGAAGUUACGGGAAAGAGGAUUUGCGUGGAAGUUACGGGAAAGAGGAUUUGCGUGGAAGUUACGGGAAAGAGGACUUGCGUGGAAGUUACGGGAAAGAGGACUUGCGUGGAAGACUUCCUUCUGGAGAUGACCUAGGUAGAAGAUUUCUCAAAGACGGCUUCAGUGGAGACAGCCCUGGAAAAAGGCAGUUGGAAGAUGACCAGGAUAGGAGAAGAAUUCCUGAAGGUGGACUAGGAAGAAAUAAAAUAUUUGAAAAUCUCCCAGGAUUAAAAAUCCGUGACUAUGAUUCAGGCAGGAAACUGUAUGAUGAUGAUAGUCAAGGAAGGAUUCCUCAUAAUGUGCCAGAGAGACAGCUGGUUGAAGGCGAUGGUGAAAGGAGACUCUCUGCCGGUGGUUGGGGCAGACCCUUGACUCAAUCCGGUGCAGGAGAGAGACUUUUUGAAGGAGAUGUAGGAGGCAGGAAGUUGCCCGCUGGUUAUCAUGCAGAUAAAAUGGCUUCAAGACUUCAUGGGGACAGACCUCGUGGAGGCUAUCCUGAAAACAGUCCAGCUGCAGGAUUCCCUGAAGGGGGUGCUGGGGGAAGAUUUCCUGAAGGUGGUCUGAGUCGAAGGCCCAACGCAGACAGCCUGGUUAGAAGCUAUCCUGAAGAUCCUUCAGCUGCAGCAUUUCCUGCUGAUGGUCGAAGUGAAAGAACAGACUUUGAGACAUUCUCCAACAAGAGGUUAAGAAUGGAUCCCAUGGUUCCAAAACAGGAUGAAUAUCUACAAGAUGGCUACAGUAGAGCACAAACAGCAGUUGUAAAUCCAGGUGACUUUUUGAACUCAAUGGGAAGCAUUGAAAUGCAAAGUCCAGAAGAAGCCACAUUUCUAAGAGAGAAGCUUUGUGAUAUUUUGAAGGAAUUUCAAGCGAAAAAAGCGCAAGGAGAGACUGUUAAGCCGGGUGUUCCACAGCCUACCAUUUUUAAAGAUUAUAACCACAUGAAAGUGGAUCCUGGUAUGCCUAGUAGAGAUGGUUAUCAAGUUGGUGGAGGUGAUUUUGGGAGCGACUCGAAGUCCGCUGGAAGGCGUUCUUCUGAUAGGUCAUUGUAUCCGCUUCCUGCAGAAAGGUGGCCUUCCGACCGAUCCCAAUACCCACUCUCUUCCUAUGGGCAAGAUCCUCCGAAUGCAGGAAGAUUCUCUGACGAUGGGCCGGUUUACCAACCCCCUUCCUCUCGAGGGGCUUUUUCCUUUCCUGGAGCUUCCUCCGCAUACCAGUCACCUUCUGGCGAUAAAGCGGGAUAUGCAACACAGAGGGAAAGACUGAAUGAAGCCCCCCCACUGUCCUUCAACAGGGGAGGGCCAGCGGACCGAGGAGCCUCAACCUCUUCAGAUAAACUCACAGCCACUCUCCUGCAGGUCUUCUCACGUGGAUUUAAAUAAAAACGAAAGAAUUGCAUCUAUUUCAAGUAAUAUGUUUUUUCACUUAUUUUCUUUUUUUAUGAAAUUGAUUUCUGCAAUGUACUAUUUUAUCUUUAAUCUUAAAAAAAAUAAAAUAAUAAUAAUUGAAUUCAAUUUAAAGCCUUUUGUUGAGGCAUAAUGUUGAUUUAAGGUAUACAUUAGAUAAUAGAAAAUGUUAUCUAUAAUUUAGUAAGCAGUUGUUUCUAUGGAGCCUUUACUGAAGAUAGUUUCUGGUUUAUUGUGUGUGUUGCUUUAGUGUUGUCAAUGUUGUUUUUAUUGUUGCAGACUUGCUUUUUUUUUUUUUUUUUAACUCCACUGUGGUGUAAUACAUUCUUUAACAAGUUUUAUUUAAAGUCUUUAAAUAAUUUAGUAAACCAUCGUGCUGCUUGUCUUUGUCUUUUGUGAAGGAACACAAUUCAGUUGUGAAGCAAAAAUAUAUGUAGGUAUUCUCGCUCCAAAUUAAGCCAGUUUGUGGGGAAUUUAGUUUCUUCCAUUUGUUAAUGAUAUAUAUAUGUUUUUAUUUCUAAAAAACAAAAAAAACAAAAAAAAACAAACACGCACACUGGAUUGCAGUUUUUUCACUCAGUAUUGAUUUGAGUAGCUUUUACAGAUGUGGUCUGUAAUUGCAUUAUGUUACUGUGAUAAAAUACCUUUGAUGUGACAUUGUUACACCUAAUUUACAGUCUGCUUGAAUGCUAGCGCUGUGAUGCAUCCAGAGCAAAUUUAAAACCAUCUGCAUGUAACUUUUGUUUCUCUGUAAUGAGGAUAGACAAUAAAAAAAAGUUCUCCUUCGAUUAGGAGCUGUGUUA